Molecule: messenger RNA, 2645 nt
Organism: Betta splendens (Siamese fighting fish)
Lineage: Eukaryota; Metazoa; Chordata; Actinopteri; Anabantiformes; Osphronemidae
Gene: scamp2
Product: secretory carrier membrane protein 2
Exons: 9
Coding region: 111-1097 (328 amino acids)
Biological process (GO): protein transport
Cellular component (GO): trans-Golgi network membrane; recycling endosome membrane
Source: RefSeq, a predicted model, not a curated record
GCCUGCGCGACGACUUCAUUCGAGGAAGUGGUUAACGCCGAAGCGACAGGCUAGAGUUUGUUGUCCUUUUCCCUUUGAGAUCGGAUAAAACAGCCUGCAGUGUGUUCAGGAUGUCGGAAUUUGAUAUCAACCCGUUCGCAGACUCCAACGACAACCCUUUCAAUGAUCCUUCUGUCACACAAGUAACCAGUUCCACCAUAGAACCAGUGGACCGGUACAGCACUUUCCCUGGACAUGCUUCAGAUGGCCUAACUAAUCCUACCACUCCAGCCUCUGCCUUUCCCUACCAGCCUGCUGUAUUACAGCCAUCUACAGUGCCCAGUCCACAGGCGACGGCUACUGCAGCUCAGGCCAACUUGCUGAGGCAGCAGGAGGAGCUGGAGAAAAAAGCUGCCGAGCUGGACCGCAGAGAGCGGGAGAUCCAGAACAGAUCCCAGACAGGUAAAGAGAACAACUGGCCUCCUCUUCCCAAAAGCUGCCCCAUCAGUCCAUGCUUCUACCAGGACUUCUCAGAGGAAAUCCCCCCAGAGUACCAGAGAGUCUGCAAGAUGCUUUAUUAUCUCUGGAUGUUCAGCUGUGUAACCCUGUUCCUCAACCUGCUGGCGUGUCUGGCUGCCUUCAUCACUGACACAACGCAUGGAGUGGAUUUUGGCAUGUCUAUUCUCUGGUUCAUCGUGUUCAGUCCCUGCUCCUUCCUCUGCUGGUACAGGCCCAUCUACAAGGCCUUCAGGACUGACAGCUCCUUCAGUUUCUUCUUCUUCUUCUUCGUGUUUUUCUUCCAAGUGGUGAUCUUCAUCAUCCAGUCUGUAGGCAUCCCGCGCUGGGGGAACAGCGGUUGGCUCUCUGCUUUCGAGAUGAUCUCAAACAUAGCAGUGAUGGCCAUCAUGAUAAUAGUGGCCAUCCUCUUCACCAUAUGUGCCAUCCUGUCUGUCAUCCUACUUAAAAUGGUCCACAGCAUGUACCGCCGGACUGGGGCCAGUUUCACUAAGGCCCAGCAGGAAUUCUCACAGGGCGUCUUCACCAGUAAGACCUUUCAAACAGCCGCUUCUACUGCAGCAUCUUCUGCUGCCCAGGGAGCCUUCCAAGCAAACAACUAAUGGUGGGCUGAGCUCUGUUUAAGGGGCCAUGGUCUAUAUAUUGUCAGGGCUAGAAACGAUAAACAAAAAGGCAGUUCAUAUUAAUAAGAAUGUGUUGAUAUCAAUGAUUCUUCCUUUUGGAACAAGUGGCUGCAAACAGUUUAACCUUACAAUGUGUAGACCUUGAGUCGAUCUGAGGCUGUUACCGGCCCCCCUCCUCUCCCCAUUAAUGCACAAACAUCUCCACAUGCUAACUUGGCUUUCACCUGCAGCGUGUGUCAUGUGGUUCAUUUUGAGUGUAAAUGGAGUUGAGGACGGCGUCCAUCAAGUCCCUGUACAGGUGGAGAGCAUGAAUGAAGAUGAUGAAUGAUUGCUGGCUUUUUUAUUUUGUGUAGACUUGCUCUCCUGCGUGCAUGUGUGUGCACAGUACACGGCUGUUUGUCCACAAUGAGCGUACAUCCUGAUCCUGUAAUAUAUAAAUCACCGAUUGGUAUUUUUUCAGGAUUUUUGUUGUUCUUGUGAAAAGUCUGAGAAUUUCAGUCCAGUGAGAAACAAUUUGCAGACGAAUCACAGUUAAUUCUAAUCUGUUUUGACUGGUUGGUUUUCAGUUUGUUUUUUAAUAUUCAUCUGAAUCUGGGGUUUGUGUUUAGCUUUAUCUGGAAGUAACCCAGAGACAAUGAGAAAUAAUUGUUAUAAUGUGUUUCCACAGUCACUUCUCUGUGGAACUAACUUCCUUGAUGUCGUGGAAGAACCACUGUGGUAUCAUGAUUUAAUAUAUAAAGUAUAUAUAUAAGCUCAUAAUGUUCAUGAUGGUUUCUACUUUUAAGAGCCACAUUUUAUACAUUUCCAUACAUUUCUAUUGAUGCCAUGCUUAUACAAAGUUCAUUUUCACUUUAAUUUAGAGUGAGGAUGAAUUUGUUUUUAGGGUGAAUGCUGAUCAUGCAUCAUGCACUUACUCAAAAUAUGAAACCAAAGCGACACGAGAAAUAAUGUAAACCUUUGGCAGUAAAAUAAAUUCACACACUGACUGAUGAGCAGCUGUUGGUUUAAUGGUCCCUGAGGACUGGGCAGCACUGUAUUUGGCCUCAGGGCUUAAUAUGACUUUGCUCUAAUGAGGUUUAAAAUUUAUUUGUAACCUGCACCUGAGCAGUGUAUAUCUGCCGUAACAGUGAUUCCUUUGUAAUUACCUGUUAUGUUCUGUCUUGUUCAUUUCAACGCGUUCUCCUUUUUCCUAAAAGCUCUUUAUAUUGUAACUACUAUCAAAAUGAUGUAUCCUUAAAUACUUUGUUUACAGAUGUAUCGUUUAUGUGUGAUUGUAUUGGAAAAUGCAUACUGUAUGUUUGCAGAACAUCAGCUGGGAUGUAGUUAUUGUUUCUAAAGAACAAUUGUAAACUCACAUGAUUUGUGUGAUGAGCAGACUCUAAGGUUUAAUCUGUCAUUCAUGGUAUAAUACAAGGUUUGUAUUCAUUUACACCUUACCUUUGCAUGCAAUGUACUGGGGAGAGCAGAAUUCUGUGACUUUUGUAUUUUGAUAUUGAAUAUUGCGUCUAAUAAAAUGCUUUGCUUUGA